This is a messenger RNA of Aureococcus anophagefferens, 1845 nucleotides long. RefSeq lists its product as hypothetical. Gene Ontology annotation, molecular function: hydrolase activity, hydrolyzing O-glycosyl compounds. The transcript has a single exon. NCBI's taxonomy places the organism in Eukaryota, Pelagophyceae, Pelagomonadales, Pelagomonadaceae. Bases 1 to 1809 code for a protein of 602 amino acids. Gene Ontology annotation, biological process: carbohydrate metabolic process. The record is from RefSeq and is a predicted model, not a curated record.
AUGCUCAAGUGCCUCCUCCUACCCGUGCUCGCCGUCGCCUUCGAAGACGGCGCGCCGCGCUGGUUCCCCAAGUACGUCGGCGGGCACGAGGCCACGCUCCUCGACGGCGCCUGGGCCUACGGCUUCGCGGACGCGCUGGACUCCGUGGCCGCGGGCGCCGACGCCGUCGCGCGCGUGUCCACCAUGGCCGUCCCCGGCACCAUCGACGCGGCGCCGCCAGGGGUGCCCGGCAAGCGCGGCGUGAGCAUGUACGAGACGACGUUCGAGACGGGGUCGCAGGAGACGCAGUGGCUCGAGUUCAUGAGCUGCUCCUUCUUCUGCCGCGCCUGGGUCGACGGCGCGGAGGUCGGCAACCACACGGCCGGCGGCUACGUGCCCUUCCGCCUCGCGAUCCCGCCCAAGGCCGGCAAGCGCACGCUCGUCGUGCUCGCCGACAAUCGCUUCAACGACACGACGGCGCCGCUCCACACGGGCGGCGACUUUUGGCACUACGGCGGCCUCAUUCGCUCCGUCGUGCUCCACGCGACGACGGGGCCCGCGGUCGCGCGCGCGCACGUCUUCCCCAAGUUCGACGGCAAGGCGUGGGCCGUCGACGUGGACGUGACGCUCUCCGACGCCUCCUUCUCCGGCAAGCUGAAGACGCGCCUGUCCUGGGACGGCGACGACCUCGGCGAGCAGGAGCUCACGUACGCCGACGGCAAAGCGACGACGUCCGUCGCCGCCCCGAAGGACGCGACGCUCUGGUCCAUCGACCAGCCGGCGCUCCACGAGCUCGGCGUCUCCGUGGGCGGCGCGGGCGUCGUCGAGCGCUUCGGCCUCCGCGCGUUCACCGCCGUCGACGGCCGCAUCGCCUUGAACGGCGACGUCGUCAAGCUCCACGGCUGGAACCACCACACGCAGUGGCCCGACACGGGCGCGUCGCCGACGGAGGCGCAGAUGGACGAGGACAUCAUGCUGCUCAAGGCCGGCGGCGCGAACUACGUGCGCGGCGCGCACUACCCGCAGGACCAGCGCUGGCUCGACCGCCUCGACGCCGCGGGCAUCGUCAUGUGGGAAGAGGCGCUCGGCCCCGGCGUGUCCGUCGAGAACACGGAGGACGCCGCGUGGAUGUCGACGCAGGUGACGCAGCUCGAGGAGAUGGUCUACGCGUCCGCGAGCCACCCGUCGAUCAUGACCUGGGGCUUCUUCAACGAGGGCCCGUCGACGGAGAAGAAGGCGUGCCCCGCCUACAAGACGUGCGCGGAGACGCUGAAGCGGCUGGACUCCACGCGCUUCGUGACGUGGGCGUCGAACAAGGAGGACCGCGACGAGUGCCUCGACCACGCGUCGCUCGUCUCGUUCAACGGCUACCCGGCGUGGUACGUCGACUUCGGAAACACGAGCCUCCCGGGGCCGUUCUGGUCGCGGCUCGCGAGCUGGGUCAACGACGAGCAGCCGGGCAAACCGUUCGUCAUCAGCGAGACCGGCGCCGGCGCGAUCUACGAGUACGACAAUGCGACCGCGGUCAAGUGGUCGCCGAAGUACCAGCUGGAAGUGCUUGAGGCCGACGUCGACGUCGCUUUACAGGACGAGCUCAUCUCUGGGAUCACGCUUUGGCACUUCUUCGACUUCAAGGGCAACGACGGCGCGCAGACCUGUGGGCCCUGCGAGUACGUGCCCGACGUCUCGCCGCCGCUCUGCGGCUUCAUCAACGUGACGUGCGCCAAGGGGAAGCGUCCCGGCGGUGCGAACCACAAGGGCGUCAUCGACUUCUGGCGCCGGCCCAAGGAGAGCUUCGCCGCCGUGGCCGCCAAGUACGCGGGCGUGUAGGGGUCUGGGUGCGCCGCUAUGUAAGCGCUUGUUUUG